This is a messenger RNA of Echinococcus granulosus, 417 nucleotides long. RefSeq lists its product as hypothetical. The transcript is spliced from 4 exons. NCBI's taxonomy places the organism in Eukaryota, Metazoa, Platyhelminthes, Cestoda, Cyclophyllidea, Taeniidae. The record is from RefSeq and is a predicted model, not a curated record. Bases 1 to 417 code for a protein of 138 amino acids.
AUGAAUUCAAGGAAAACAAUUCCCCAUAAUGGCAUGAAAAAGUUGAGGACCAAAAAGGCAAAGAGCAGACUACAUUUAUUCUAUUAUCAUAAAAAUUCUCUGCAAUUUGGUAACAGCAAUGAGGCCGAUAUCAAAUGUGCUACAUCCUUACAUUUAAAACUUCAGUUAAUUGCAGUUUUUCUCUCCCCACUUAUUGGACAGAAGAUUAAAAACUUAUCUCUCUACUCGGAAAUUGUGUUGAAAUUUUGUAGCAAAAUGUCAAAUUUAUUUAAUGGGAAAAAGAAAAGUUGGAUGACAGGACCAGCAUGCCGGCAAGUUGUUGCAACAACAAGAAAUUCUGAAGAAAGUGACCUUGUGGAAGGUGCAUUUUAUAAAAAGGCUUCAUCACCAUGUGCCCAAUUCCGUAUAAACAACUGA